Molecule: messenger RNA, 1841 nt
Organism: Punica granatum (pomegranate)
Lineage: Eukaryota; Viridiplantae; Streptophyta; Magnoliopsida; Myrtales; Lythraceae
Source: RefSeq, a predicted model, not a curated record
CUUUCCCUUCCUUCCUUCCAUAAGAAAACUGCCAGUUCCUCCCUCCCUCCCUCCCUCUCUCACUCGCACAGAAACCCUAAGCUGAACCACUCCGAGCCCUCUUCCACGUCCUCCGCACAUUGAUGUCGGAACCCUAAUUCCUUCCUGCCCGGCAAUGUCUUCCACCCCGUAAUCUCCUCUUCCCCGCGCCGUGUCUCCCCGCACCAGCCAUGUCCCUCCACGCCGGCGCCGGCGACCGCCCUGCAGCUGCGGGGGGCGGCAACGGCGUGGUCCCCGGAGGGGAGCCGAGCAAGCCGGCCGUGGGGCCUGUGGCGGCGGCGAUGCUGACGAGCCAGCAUCGGCUGAGGCUGAACCCUAACAAGGACCACAAGCCCGACAGCUACGAGGAUCUCCAACUGGACUUCACCCCCGCGAUCUUCAGCUCCCUGGAGCGGUACCUGCCCCCUGGCAUGCUCGGCGUUAACAGGGAUGAUAAGGUGAAGUUCAUGAGGGAGAUUCUGCUCAAGUACUUGCCCCACGGAGAGCGCAACCGGGCUCAGAGACAUAGAGACUAUAGGCAGAAGAUAAUAUCGAAUUAUCAGCCUUUACACCGCGAGAUCUACACGUUGCAUGCAGCGACUUUUUUUGUCCCAUCGUUUCUUAAAGCAUUCACUGAUAGUACCGAGGAGAGCUUCAGAAAUAUAAUGUCUGAACCCUCUCCUGGUAUCUUUACAUUUGAAAUGUUCCAGCCACGCUUCUGUGAUUUGGUACUAUCUGAGGUGGAAAAUUUUGAGAAGUGGGUGAAUGAAGCGAAAUUUAGGAUCAUGCGGCCAAAUACGAUGAAUAAAUAUGGUGCUGUUCUUGAUGAUUUUGGCUUUGAGACCAUGCUUGACAGGCUGCUGGAGGGGUUUGUACGUCCCAUGUCAAGAGUAUUCUUUCCUGAAGUCGGUGGAGCAACUCUAGAUUCGCAUCAUGGUUUUGUCGUCGAGUAUGGGAAAGAUAGGGAUGUCGACUUGGGUUUCCAUGUGGAUGACUCUGAAGUGACUUUGAACGUGUGCUUGGGUAAGCAAUUUUCUGGCGGAGAGCUGUUCUUUCGGGGCACUCGAUGUGAUAAACAUGUAAACACGGGAAGUCAAUCUGAGGAGAUAUUCGACUAUACCCAUGUUCCUGGUCGAGCUGUACUUCAUCGGGGUCGUCAUCGACACGGUGCUAGAGCCACGACUUCUGGUCAUAGGAUCAACUUACUGUUGUGGUGUAGGAGCUCAAUCUUUAGAGAGAUGAAGAAGUAUCAGAAGGAUUUCUCGACUUGGUGUGGUGAGUGCUUGCGCGAGAAGAAAGAGAGGCAACGCCAAACGAUAGCUGUUUCUAAAUCUGAAUUGCUCAGAAAUGAAGGCGAAUCACUGGGCUAAUGAUCUUUCCUGUCAAAAUCAAUGCUCCUUAAUACAUACAAGUAAUUAGUGGUAAAUUUCGUUCCGAAUAGGCGACCCGCAUCCGGGAUGUGCUGGAGUUCACUCGGGGCUUCACCUAGAUGACAAUUUGGUGUAUGUAGAAAAUUACAUCUAUAUAUAUAUAUUUAAUAAGUGGAGAAUUUUUGUGGCAAUCACAGCUUAGAAUUUUUAGGGACCAAUUUCCAUUUGGCAAAAAGACACGAUCCUCUUGACCAAAAAAACAAAAACAAAAACAAAAACAAAAAGAGACGAUCAAUUAGGUGAUUUUUCCUCUUCAGGAGGUGUUUAGUGUACUAACCAGACAUUUUCUCCUUGAAUUUUCCUCUUUUUUUUUGUUCCUUUUUUUUUUCCAAGUGAGACAUGCUCCUUGUUUAUGGAAUCUGUAAUAUAUGUAUUUGGAUUUUCAUUUAUUUU